AUGGCUGAAAAGGCAUCCGAGAACGCUGAGAUCACGGCGCCAGUUGCUGGUGCAGGUGCAGUUGCAGGUGCUGAGGCUGACGCUCCUCCUGCUGCUGCUCCCGAAACCAAGGCUGACGAGACUAAGCCUGAGGGCGGAGCUGCUGAGGACGGCGCGAAGGGCUCAGAUGAGCCUAAGCCUGCCGAAGCUACUGACAUGACGACCGAGAAGGCCGAACCUGAGAAAGACACCCCCGCCGGUGAUGCGGAUGUCGAAAUGAAGGACGCGGCGGACACGACGGCGGUCGAGGCGGACACUACCACUGUUACCAUUGCAGAGACCCCGACGGCAAAAGCCAAGGGCGGUCGCCGCAAGUCUACUGGAGGCGGUCUUAGCAGGAAGGGAUCAAAGGCCCGCCUGACUCACACUGAUGCCAAGCCUGGUGAUCAUUUCCUGGUGAAGCUCAAAGGUUUCCCCGCCUGGCCUGCCAUCAUUUGCGAUGAGGACAUGCUGCCUCACGCCCUCGUUACCAGCCGACCUGUUUCUGCAGCCAGACCAGACGGCACAUAUGCUGAAGCUUUUGCUGAUGGCGGCAAGCGUGUCAAUGACCGAACCUUUCCCGUCAUGUACCUGCACACCAACGAGUUUGGAUGGGAGAAGAACACCAACCUUUCGGAGCUCAGUGCUGAGAAGGCCAAGGAAACAAUCAACGACAAGAUGCGCAAAGACCUAAAAGCCGCAUAUGAAUUGGCCAUUGAGCACCACCCCGUCGAGUACUACAAAGACAUCCUCAAGAGCUUCCAGGAAGAGCUGAUUGCUCAAGAGGAGGCGCGGAGAGAAGCCGCUGCCACUCCCAAGAAAGGAAAGAAGGGCAAGAGCAAGGCUGCAGAGGAAGAAGACGCCGAGGUGGUUGAGCCUGAUGCAUCCGCCAAGAAGUCCAAGAAGAGAAAGGCAGAAGACGAGGUUGCUGUAAGUGCUAUUCCACAUACACAUGGCGAAUCCAAGGGCGACGAUGGGCUGACUGAUGUUUGUAUAAUUAAGACUCCUCAACGCCCCGAUUCUGUCAAGAAGCCCAAGAUUAAACUUAACACGUCGUCUACGCCAAAGACAGCAAACGGAGCUAGUGCACCAAAGUCCACUGCUGGGUCUGCUGCCAAGAUAACCAAAGUCAAGACCAAGAAGCCCAAGGAGGCUAAGGAAGCGGGCGAGAAGAAGGCUGAGAGCUCCAAGGAAAGUAAGAUUGAUCCCGAAGAGCGUCACAAGCGCAAGGUUAAGGAAGUAUUAUUCCUUCGCCACAAGCUCCAAAAGGGUCUCUUGACACGAGAACAGCAACCCAAGGAAGAGGAGAUGCAGAGCAUGUCAGACUUCAUCACUCUGCUCGAGAAGUUUGGUGACCUUGAAGUAUCCAUCAUUCGGGCUACCAAAAUCAACAAGGUCCUGAAGGCCAUACUCAAGCUUGAUGCUAUUCCUCGCGAAGAGGAGUUCCAGUUCAAGAAGCGAUCACAGUCUCUUCUUGAUAAGUGGAACAAGUUGCUGGCUAGUGAUACCGCCACAAAUGGAGUUAAUGGUGCCUCAGAGUCACAUGCUGAAGCCAAGAAAUCUGACGCCAACGGCGUGAAGGUAGACGGCGAGUCCAAGACUGAGGCUACCGCAGAGCCAAAAGCCGAGAAGGCUGAUGCUGGCGAACCAACCAGUGUCAAGGGUGCCGACGAGGUUAGUCGACGAGAUGCGUGUGGUGGUUCACAAAACGAGUUCUAA
Molecule: messenger RNA, 1737 nt
Organism: Metarhizium acridum CQMa 102
Lineage: Eukaryota; Fungi; Ascomycota; Sordariomycetes; Hypocreales; Clavicipitaceae
Source: RefSeq, a predicted model, not a curated record